This is a messenger RNA of Penicillium malachiteum, 2604 nucleotides long. RefSeq lists its product as uncharacterized. NCBI's taxonomy places the organism in Eukaryota, Fungi, Ascomycota, Eurotiomycetes, Eurotiales, Aspergillaceae. The record is from RefSeq and is a predicted model, not a curated record. The transcript is spliced from 2 exons. The coding region runs from base 1 to 2604 and encodes 867 amino acids.
AUGGACACCCUAGCUGAGGGAACUGGGACCCUCCAAGUCUCAUUCAAGAGCACACUUGAUCUUUGUGGACAGCCAGUAAGGUCUAUGGAAGAAGCUCUUGAGGUAAUGAAGACGCUUGCCCCAGAAGAGGUCUAUCCAGCUGCGCUUAGAAUCCAGGACCACGCCCACUCAUUCCUUAGCGAAGCAGUUAAGUCUCUAGAGAAGCUGCACGAUUUCAUCGAACAAGGCGAGUUUUGGAGAGAGCAUGAAGAGAAUGUGGAGGCAUUCCACGACUCAUGGAAAAUCACGCGUGACGCGGUUAGAAGCCAGCAGGGUGUGGCCCGAUUCAACGACAACCUCCUGCUACGUGCGAAGACACAGUGGGGUGAGGGCCAGGCGAAUGCUCUUUUUCUCCGCAUCAAAGGUGACACAAUGAAGCGAAAAAUCAGCAAAUUCCUCACAAGCGGCAUAUCCUAUGAGCAUACACGAGCAUCCAUCAACAAUGCAUAUGUGGCACGGAGGUCUACUCGCAAACGUGGAAUUCGGCAAGAAAGCCGAAUCAUGCAGGCUGAUCUAACCAAUGCCUUCUUAAGCCAAGACACUACGCCCUUAGACCAUAGUGUCUUACAAGGCUUGGAGCUAGGAAUUGACAUAGAUGGGUUUGUGUGUCCAAGUAUAGGCUUGGUCUCUGAGGCGCCUACUACCCAGCCACCUACUCCUAAGAAACAACAAAAGAAUAGCUGCCAAGAAGAAGAUGAUGAUGAUGAAGAAGAAGAAGGCCAUUCUAGCAGCCAGGCUAAGGAUAAGGAAGAUCACAACAACAGCAGCAGUGGCAACAGCAAUGAUGAAAAUGGCGACAGCGACAGCAAUAGCAAUAGUGAUAGCAACAGCGAUGGUGAUAGUGAAGGUAGUGGUGAUGCCGAUGAUGAUUUUCAACCUCACCCACGGAAACGAGCUAAGCACACAACACCACCUAUGUCUACAUGUGGCUGUCCUCUCACAAAGGCUGCUCUCCAGCGUUUAAUACCAGCUAAGAAAAAUGUUGUACUUCCCACAGAUACAUUGAAGAAACAGGCUCUCAGAAAAAUUGGCCGAGAAACUAGCAGCCCUAACGAAUCCCACACCUUACGCUUAUGCCCCAAACAUACACAUGCUCUCUGCAGGCAGCUAGGUAUCUACCAUCGUUUUGCUAUUACUCAGGCUCAUAGACGGCUUCUCUACCUUUACAAGAAGCUAGAUUCAUGGGACUCCGUGAGGCAGCAGCACCCUUCUUGGUUCAAAGGCAGCAUUGGAAAUCUUCAGUCUGGCUGGCGCUUUGAGGCCACUGCCCUACCACUAAGGCCAAAGGUUUCCAAACCAACCCAGAUGUCAUCCUUUACCUUUAUGAAGCUAUAUAAACGAUGCUUUGGCAAGGCCCCGCCCCCUGAAGCUAUGCAUAUGGACCAGCAAAUGAAGAAGGAUGGUAGUGUGGUAGUCACUGGGCUCUUUAGUUGGCUAACAGAAGACCUUGACGGCCAGCAUCCUGGUGGUAUCCUGCCUAUGAUCUUACAGGAGUUUGAUAUGUAUGACUGGCAUUACCGUGCCCGUCCUGGAAAACCUCGAAUUGGCUGGGCCCGGAACAUGUGGUUUAGCUUGGUCCAGCAGCUUGUCCGGCAAGACCCUGCUUAUUAUGCAUUCUAUGUGUUCUUUCGGCCAGACCAUGCUUGGCGACUAAUCUCCUUUCCUUAUUACACCAAGAGCACCUAUCCUGGGGAAUCUACGUUUUUUCGUCAUAUUGAUGUGAAUAUCGCUGAUUUCGUACGUACUGGACGUGGUCAGAAUGCUUUACAAGGUAGUCUUGCACUAUCUGUGGAGGAUGACAACAACUGUACAGAGAUGCUCCUUGGUAUGCAUCGGGAUAUCAGAGAAUGGAAUGACCGCCUUCGUCUCCGAGGCUAUACAAAAGAUGGCUAUGUACAACAGAUUCAGCCUACAAUGUGGACUAAAGAUGAUGAGGACCACUUUGGCUACACGUGGUCUAAACAGAAGUGUACUAUUGGAGAUGUGCGCCUUAGCCUACCUGGCCUGCCACACGGCUCUACUGGCCCUGCUACUUCACGUCGCCUCAAUAUCCUACCUUGGUUUGUGGGUAUUGGAGAAGACCACCAGACAUUAGAUGUGGCUGAGUCAGGAACUUGGGGUGACCUAUCUCACUGCCACCGCAGUUUUUACUCUGGCACUAAGACCCCUUCAGGCUUGCCCAAUAGCACUUUUGGAGGGCGUAUGGACCAGAUUUUCCCAGCAACUGUACGCCUUGGGCGGCUGGGUGCAAUUUCAGAUGCACUAGUUGGGCAGGUGCGCUGGGACGAGGUGGAUGUACGAGAAGAGCUUGACAUUUUAUUUGGAGAUGACGAUGUGGCUGCUUGGGGUUUUAUACAGAGGUGGCGGAAACACGCUCAGCAGCUAUACAUUGCUGCCUUUGAGAAGCUAGUUCUAACAGAACGUGCUGCGUUUGGGGCUAACUCCUUCUUCGAGCGUACCCAGCUUGGCCUUGAUGUUACCCCUGUGUUUAUUAAGGGUGGUUUUUACUGGUCUAGGUUUCAGGAUGAGCACGAGCACGAGCACGAGCAUGAGCAUGAAGAAUGA